Seminavis robusta is the source of this 1068-nucleotide messenger RNA. Lineage: Eukaryota; Bacillariophyta; Bacillariophyceae; Naviculales; Naviculaceae. The record is from the annotation of a GenBank genome assembly.
AUGACAGCAGCUUCCAGUUCCAAUUUGGUUUCUCUGUCAGCCAAGGACAUCAACAUCAAUAACAUCAAUAACAUCAACAGCAACAAGACCCUGUCGCCUCUGCUUCACCCUCAUGCCCUCCUGAUGAACUCGGAUGUUCUGGUAAGAGCCAAUCUGGCGGAAAGACUGGCUGGAACUGCCGCUGUAGCUGCAACUGCCAGUUUGGGGAUUUCCUCUUUUCAGCAGCCGCAGCUUCAGCUUCAGCUCCAACCCAACUUCACCACUGCCAGCAACACUGCCAUGGCAUCUGCACUCCAGCAACUGCAGCAUCAGCAUCAGCAUCAGCACCAACACUACCAAGAUCUGGUAAAUCGCCACUUGAUCCACCUUCAAGCUCAAGCUAAGGUGCAAGCUCAGGUGCAAGCUCAAGCAGUUGGGUCUGCAAGAGAAAUCAUUGGCAUGGGAAUCACUGUCCCUAACCCUCCAGCUACAGCCACAGCCACAGCUACAGCUACACUUCCAGUCACAGCCACAGUCACAGCCACAGCAACCAAUGCCAGACUCCCCAGCCUCAAGCCCCUCCAGAAGCCCCCUCAAGCCCACCAAGUUCAGAUCAAGCCUCUGCUUAGGAACAGGAAUCAAAAGACCAACAAGAUGAUGCAGUUUGGAAAGCCUCUCAUGGCUCCUCCCAGACUUGCCAAGGCGAUCUGUACUCCAAGGACCUCCUCCAAGACACACAGGGGAAACAACUCCUUCAAGAGACCUGCUCCUCUAGCCAUGGCCAUGCCUUCAUGCCCGGUCACUACUGGUACUAGUACUAGUACUGGUACUGCUACCAAGAGACGCAAGCUGGUUCCGUCACUCUCACUGGCUCCACGCCGUGUCUCCCUCAACAGUGCUGUACAUGUAUCCAACAAGAUAUUGUCCUCGGAUGAGCAGGACUUUGUCGAGGCUGCGCAGCGUCUACACCACAGUCCCCUGAGUCCACCCAAGAAACAUUUAAUGACCAUGGCGCUAGUGCCACAGGCUACCAUGCGUCUUCCAAACCUACAAAUGGCACUCAAGGCUCCUCCUUCCCUCACCUUCUAG